UAACGACGCCGUGUUGAAGGAAAAUAGAGAAAAAGUCCUAACGUGACAUAAACACCGUCGGUCAGAGAGCUCGUCUGGUGCUGAACAGUUCAGGAUCUUUUACAAAGCAUCAGUGAUCGAAGUCAUUUUCUGUCAACGAUGUCUGACUUUGUGAUUUUAUCCCUGAUCCUGUUCCUGGUCGUGUGUCUCAUCCUGACAGUUACUGCUUUCGUGUUUUACUCCGGACUGCUGUCUGAGAUCAGUGUUCGGACCGGAUCUCCGCCGGUGAAAAAGAUUACUAUCGCGUACAAGUUUAAAAAGGGAUCGUACAGGGACCGUGGAUCCGCCUUCACUGAGAGCUGCAGCAUCGCCCCUAAGCUCUGCUCUAUCGGGGUGUAUUAUGACAACCCCAGUGAGGCUGAAGAUGAGUGUUGUCGUUAUGUAGUGGGGAGUAUUCUGAGCCAGGACGAAGAAAAAACGGAUGAAGAGUUACAGCGUCUGUAUGAGAAGUUUGGAUAUCGGGUCAUCUCCUUCCCAGAGAUCACUUGUGCUGUGACUUCUUCUUUCCCUAACCGAUGCAUGCUGUCCCCCAUCUGUGGGGCGUACAGAGUCUUCCCUGAGCUCCACAGCUACAUCACAGAAAGAGGCCUGUCUGCAUACCCCUUCAUCGAGAUCUGUAAAGGGGAACUAAUCCACUACAUGUGCCCACUAGAGAACCAGGACAGCUUUUUCGUGCCUGAACUCCUCGAGAAGCAAACCGAGAGUGUAGAGGAAACAGAGACUGACAAAGAUGCAGACGGCGCUCACGCAGGCUGCACAUCUGAGAGCGGCGUAGCGGUGAUGGAGGAAGACGCUGAGAGCAGCGAGAUGUCGGAGAGAACCCUGCCUGUGGUGCAGCAGAGUCCACCGCUGGAUGAGAGAGAUUCUCAGACGGAGGAAGGCGAUCAGGGGGCCAAAGGCUCCAGCGAGUCUGUAGGAAGCGGUUCGUCUUUUGAAGAACUGGACAUGGACAUAGACGAAGAGAAGGAAAGGGAAGAUGUUGAGGAGGAUCAUGUGGAGGACAAUGACAAAAGAGGGAUCAUUGAAGGAGAGCUUAAUGAGGGAUAGUGUGUGUAUGUGCAUGUGUGAAGUUGUUUAUGAAUCUUCUGUUUCUUGUUUUCUUGUCAGCUUGAGGUACCUCUUAAUCACGAGUCCUAACAAAUGUUAACAGAAGUUUAAUAAUAAAUUGGCAGUUUUUAAAAACACAUACCAGUCUUAUUGCAGGUCACAUAAUUGUUACAUAUCUAACCUUAAAAAAACCUUAAAGGCAUUUCCUCAGCUCACUAAUUCAAGUCCAGUAUCUUAUAAAAUAUCUCAUAAAAGCUGUGUGUUAUUUGAAAAGGUUAUUUUCACCAGGAGACCCUGCUGAUUUUUAUCACAGUUUCUAUCCCUGUUUCAGCAUCUUUGAGGCAAUAAACUAAUGACACACAAAUAAUGUAUUUCCUUACAGUGUAAUCAAAGCCUGUGCUACUGAAAUUAUUUCUGAAGUGGAAAAAAUGUAAAGAAAAUGUAUAAUGUACAAGUUAUGUUUUGAAUUCUAAAUAAUAAAUCCAGAAUAUGUAACCAAACAAUUAUGUAUUUAUAGAACAAAUGAUAUGUAAACAAUGAUAUAAGAUUUGUUUAUCAAUUAUGAAUUAACUGCUCUUAUUUUCAGAUUAUGUAUGUUUGUCUAGUCACUUGUUUUAUAAUGGUAUUAAAGGGAAGUAAGUGUGUGUGUGUUUGUGUGUGUGUUUUUGCUGUGUGUUAACUUUAACUACAGGCUGUUCAUUAUAACUACAAGUUUCUAUCAAUUAGGAGGGAAAUUAACACUUUUUAGCAAACUUUUUAUUUAUUUAUUUAUUUUACAAAACACCCUCUACAUUUUUUUGUAAACACACACAGAGUUGACUUUCCCAACUUUGGUUUCCUGUAAAAUUCCAUUGCAACCAUGCUACAGCUUUUGGAUCCAGCUUUGUGAAUGAUUUCAGUAUGUUCUUCUUUUAUCAAAGGCAUUUUUUAAAGGCUACCUAAAACUAUACAUAUAAUAUAAAGUAAGUAUAAAACAUUUUAAAGACACAGUUAUUGCUUCAAUCAAAAACAGUCCUGUCUUUACUGCAUGUCCCAGAUGUGUUUGUUGUUAACAUCUUCCAAGAAGUCUAUGGAUGGAAAUAAAAUAAUUAUCUAGUCUCUAUUUUUAAA
Messenger RNA from Tachysurus vachellii, 2196 nucleotides. It is a transcript of the gene tex264a, whose product is annotated as testis expressed 264, ER-phagy receptor a. The coding region runs from base 139 to 1086 and encodes 315 amino acids. The transcript is spliced from 4 exons. The record is from RefSeq and is a predicted model, not a curated record. Gene Ontology annotation, cellular component: nucleus; replication fork; autophagosome membrane. Gene Ontology annotation, biological process: protein-DNA covalent cross-linking repair; reticulophagy. NCBI's taxonomy places the organism in Eukaryota, Metazoa, Chordata, Actinopteri, Siluriformes, Bagridae.